UCAGUAAACACCCAGCUUUGUGAGUACAACUUAAGUACAGGUGCUUACACACAAAAGCUUCGACAGAAAGCGGUCUACACGAACACAGAACGCUGCCGCAUUGACAGGACUGCUACCUGCAUGGACUACAGGGCACCACGUUUUAGGCCACAGACGCUUGUAGCUGUACUCUGAAGACAGGCACUGACCGUCCAAGGACACAGAUAUCCUAUGAAUCGGUCGAUUGGUGUGAGAAGGGUCAAGAGACAAAAGCUCGCAUUCGGAAUCACAUAGUAGAAACAGGGACCCGCGUGUGGUACGAUGUAGUGCAGCAUGUGAAAUGCUAGUGUUACAAUGUAGCCCUGUGGUCAGGUUGUGAGGAGCGGUACGGUUGGAGGAUCGUUCUGGAAUUUUCGUCAUAAGACAACAACAACAAUGAAGACAUAUGUAGCGCUGUUCGUGUUGGUGUGUAGAGUUGUCAUACAGUCAGUGAUCGUAGAGGGCACUAACUCCACAGAAGAAAAGGCCCUGAUAAAAGUGUUGAUGUCUAACUACACCACUGGCAGCAGACCGGUGAGAAACAGCAUGGAUACAGUAACAGUCACGUUUGACAUCGCACUCGGACAGAUCAUCGAUGUGAUAUCGAAGGACCGAGUCAUGAUAACAAACUUGUGGGUUCGGCAGUAUUGGAGAGAUGAGUAUCUCGUGUGGGACCCCAGUAACCAUGGUGAUCUGAGAGCGAUCAGAAUACCCAGCGAACAAAUAUGGCGGCCGGAUAUCGUUCUUUACAACAGGCAACUGGAGGAGGACGUUGUAAUACCAGAUACCAACGCAGCCGUGACGUACGAAGGUGACGUCACAUGGCUCUAUCCAAUCACAUUGAAGAGUUCUUGUAUUCUCAAUGUUGAACAGUUCCCCAAUGAUGAACAGCGUUGCGAUCUCCAGUUUGGUUCCUGGACGUACGACGGUUUUGCAGUCGACCUUAUCAACAAAACCGCCACUGGAGACACCUCGAGCGUCAUCGAGAAUGAAGAGUGGAAACUUCUCGACAUGACCGCCAAACGUACCGUCGCCUACUACAACUGCUGUCCGGAGCCCUACCCGGAUGUGACGUACACCGUCCGGAUAUUACGUCGCUCCCUGUACUAUUACUACUACCUGGUGGCGCCAUCUUUGAUCCUGGUCCUCCUGACGCUGAUAAGUUUCCAGGUGCCGCCCGACUGUGAGGAGAAGCUGACCGUGAGCGUGACCAUGCUCCUGUCUGUGGUGUUCUAUCAGCAGCUACUUGCCGACAGACUCCCUGCACAUUCGGGAUACAUUCCCAUAUUGGGCCGCUUCUUCGCAGCAACGAUGUUCACUGUGUCCCUGUCGUCUGCAAUGGUGAUUUUCGUGAUGGGAAUCCACUUCCACGGCCCCAACGCCAGGCCAGUCCCUCCAUGGCUCCGCCGCAUCGCCUUGAGAAGCAGCAAAAAACAGGCAGCAACAUCCGACACAGACAUGUACCCGUCCAAUAGCGAAGCUAGCCUGAUUCCAACCAACCAGGACGACGAAGACACUGACGUGGAUUCCAAUAAGAAGCAAGCGCUUGUCUCUGAAGAAUGCGAGUUGACCAAUCGCCGGAAGCCUCUCAAAACGCGUGACUCUGGGUUCACCAGCAUGUCUAGUAGCGCUUCAUCGGUUGGUUCGCAAACUGCUGAGCAAACGACCGCCAAAGUAAAUACAGAGGAGGAAAAGUUGCUGGCUCCCUUGCGACACAAACUGAGCUACGCUGUUCGUCUCUUUCGUCAAAUAGUCCAUCGGUCUUUGAAGAAAGACAAAAGAAUCGAAAUCAGUGAGGACUGGAAGUUGGUCGCCAUCUUUGUGGACAAAUGUCUUCUCGUCAUCUUUGUGAUAAUAGCUACUAUCACUACAACAGCCAUACUUGUGUAAGCUUUAUUAUAGACUGUCUGGCGUUCACAUUUUUGUUUCAAUAAGCAGUGCGGUAUGAUGCGUUGUUCUUUUGUCUCUGAAUUUCUCCUUCAUUAGUGGUGUUGUUGUUGCUAUCAUGGAUUCGUCUGAUCGUACAUUACUCUAUGGCAAAUGGGAGGUUUGGUUGUAAAGCCGAUGGGCAUAUGUGGCGUUAUCGUGAACGAAAUGGUGAUUUUGAAGUUUAAGAAACAAGACACAGUAAGGCAAUAUGAAAAAGCUAUACAUUGGGCUCAAAAAUGCUUUGUACUUUUGUACAUAUUUGAUAUAUCAAUGAUAGACGAUUUCUGUAACUAUCAACAGAGUUCUGUGAAAAGAAAGAAAAGUGAAGCACUGGUACAUGUAUAGAUAUUGGUGUAAGUUUUAUAGUUGAUAAUAUAUUUGAUAUCAUAGUUUCUACGCAGAUAAUAGCAAUUGUAGCUGUGGUACUUUGCGUAAGAGAAUCAAAUGAAAGUUUUGGACAGUGGACUUAAAAAACAAGUCAUAAUCAAUGUGAAGCAUGGAGUGGUGGUGUGAGAACUUUAAACAUAAUGAUAGAAGUAAGUUCAGAACUAAACAGUGUGCACAGAGAAGCCUAAAUGUCGGGACAAAGAAAUAACCCGAUAGCCUUGUCAGUAACGGCGGUGAAUAGCUUGUUCUCCCUUAACCAAGUCAGUUCAGGUUGAAUGGACAGGUUCUCACGGUAGAGACCGCCUUUGUUUGUGUGGGGCGUUACUAUGCAACUGUGUAAAUACUGUUCUAGCUUUGAAGGCGGAAAAUAUAUCUAGCGAAACGACAACGUCAAUAACAUUAUUUGAAUGUCUCAUGGCGACUCUUGGUUUUAAAAUAGUGUGCGGGUAGGCUUACCGAUGUUGAGUGUUCCUCAAAUACAAAAUGGAACUUGUUUGCGCGCUCAGAUUCUAAAUAAAAUGGCGUCGCCCUCUUACUACCAGA
Messenger RNA from Branchiostoma floridae (Florida lancelet), 2877 nucleotides. Its product is annotated as neuronal acetylcholine receptor subunit alpha-10-like. Gene Ontology annotation, biological process: synaptic transmission, cholinergic; signal transduction; monoatomic ion transmembrane transport. Lineage: Eukaryota; Metazoa; Chordata; Leptocardii; Amphioxiformes; Branchiostomatidae. The transcript is spliced from 7 exons. The coding region runs from base 415 to 1908 and encodes 497 amino acids. Gene Ontology annotation, molecular function: acetylcholine-gated monoatomic cation-selective channel activity; acetylcholine receptor activity; acetylcholine binding. Gene Ontology annotation, cellular component: neuron projection; synapse; postsynaptic membrane. The record is from RefSeq and is a predicted model, not a curated record.